AUGCAGUUCGGGUUCUUCCUACUGCUAAUCGCUGCCGCCGUCCUCACAAGCUGUGAGGUGGCCUCGGCCUCCGCCGACGUGGCCGCCACGCUCUCCAAGACGACUUCCUCGUAUCUCUUCGCGGAUGCACCUGAUGCUGCUGGCAAAGGCAGCCGAUUCUUGAGGAGCGACGUGGCUGAAGAUGCUAAACGCAACAACCAACUGGGCGAAGAAGAGAGGGCAAACGCCUUCACUGAAUACCUGAAGACCAUAAUGGCAAAACUCCUGGGUAAUCCAAAGAAGGCGGAUUUGACCAGAACCUUCCCGUCACCUCCAAAAGCGGAUGUACUGCAGAGAUCCAAGUCGUUUUCGGGUAGAAAUGCCGAGGUGCAGAAGCUGACCCGGUCGAAGUCGCUCUCGAGUCUGAAGUCGAACCCAAAUCUCGAGCAGGCGGCCGACGAAGUUCUACUGGCGGCUGCAACGAAUGUGGUCAAACACUUCGACACUUUUAUCGGGCGGAGGCAAGAUCCCGACGCGAUGUUUCGGCAUUUCAAACUCGAUCCCCGGGUGGCGAGGGCGGGUACGGUUUCCGAUGAUACACUGUUGGACGCGGCGAAGGGAAAUCCAGAAGUUUUGGGGCAGUACGUGUUGUGGAACGAGUACUUGGCGUUCUACAAGGAGAAAUAUCCGAAGUGGGUUAGCAUGCUUAAGUAA
Messenger RNA from Phytophthora sojae, 693 nucleotides. RefSeq lists its product as hypothetical. The record is from RefSeq and is a predicted model, not a curated record. The coding region runs from base 1 to 693 and encodes 230 amino acids. NCBI's taxonomy places the organism in Eukaryota, Oomycota, Peronosporomycetes, Peronosporales, Peronosporaceae. The transcript has a single exon.